This is a messenger RNA of Schistosoma intercalatum, 1455 nucleotides long. Lineage: Eukaryota; Metazoa; Platyhelminthes; Trematoda; Strigeidida; Schistosomatidae. The record is from the annotation of a GenBank genome assembly.
AUGAGUUGUAAUUCCAGUGAAGGGUCUUCAGAGAGCGAUCGGGAAGGGAAAAAAUGUUGCAAAAAAUCAAAGACGAAGGAGAAUAAUGAAUUGAUGGAAGUAGAUGGGUUGGAAUACAAACAUGAGGUUUACAUUCUCGGUCGAUCUCGUCCACUUGAGGAUGACGAAGAGCUAGUUAUGGAUAAAAGUGCUUAUAGAAUGUUUUUCGAAUUAGAAGUGGAGUCUCCAAGUCUCAGUUUUGAUAUUCUAACGGAUAACCUUGGUUUUGAUCGCUGUGUUGAAGUUAAUGGUGAGGCUCACAGUGUUUGCCUCAUAUCGGGUACUGAGGCACCUAAAGAUAAUCAAAACAAACUUGUAAUCAUGCGUCUGUCCAAUAUGUUGCCGUUCAAAAGAAAGGAUUCUAAUGGAGACACGGAUUCUGAUUCAGAGGACGAAAGUGAUUCUGAAGGAGAUCUUGAUGCGGAACCUGAUGUUGAGGCGGCUACUAUCUUACAUCAAGGUACAGUUAAUCGAGUCCGGGCCAGACAACAUAGAGGUCGAUACCUUGCUGCAUCCUGGUCAGAAAAUGGAUUGGUAUUCAUAUGGGAUUUAACCAGACCCCUUACAGCUGUAAAUGAUUCAGCUGUCAUGGCUGAUUAUGUACGUCACAAUGAAUCUCCUUCACCCUUAUUCACAUUUAAUGGUCAUGGUUCAGAAGGUUUCGCUUUGGACUGGGGUACUCAUACGAAUUCUUCUGGACAUUUAGCUACAGGAGAUUGUAAUGGUCGUAUUUAUCACUGGACACCUAGAUCUUCUGACUGGGCUGUAUCAAAUAGAGCUUAUUUAGGUCAUACAGAUUCAGUUGAAGAUAUUCAGUGGUCCCCUACGGAACCAACUGUAUUUAUCUCUGUUUCUUCGGAUCAUAGUAUACGUGUUUGGGAUGUUCGCGCACCAAUAUCGAGUGGAAGCAUGCUCACAGUCCCAGAAGCCCAUCCAGCUGAUAUAAAUGUUGCUUCUUGGAAUAAGUUGCAAGCUCUUAAUUUGCUAACGGGGGGAGAUGAUGGAACUUUAAGAAUAUGGGAUUUACGAUUAGUUCACAGUUGUUACAGUGGCAAAAAGUCAAACUAUGGAUCUGUACCUGCUUAUACGCACUUAUUUGAUUACCACAAGAAACCAAUCACAUCAGUGGAAUGGCAUCCGAAUGACGCUGGAGUGUUUGUAGCUACAUGUGAAGACGAUCAAGCUACAUUCUGGGACAUUAGUUUAGAACAAUCUGAACAAGAAUUAAAACAGUCGAAUGAAUCAAGUUCAAAUCAUGAGGCAGAUGAAGAAGAUUUAGGCAUACCAGUUCAAUUGUUAUUUGUUCAUGGUGGUCAAACAGAAUUAAAGGAAGUACACUGGCAUCCACAAAUGCCAGGACUAGUAUUUACAACAGCAUUAAAUGGCUAUAAUGUCUUCCGUACUUGUAAUAUCUAA